This is a messenger RNA of Paramecium tetraurelia, 2931 nucleotides long. RefSeq lists its product as uncharacterized. The record is from RefSeq and is a predicted model, not a curated record. The transcript has 10 exons. Gene Ontology annotation, molecular function: ubiquitin-ubiquitin ligase activity. Gene Ontology annotation, cellular component: cytoplasm; ubiquitin ligase complex; nucleus. Gene Ontology annotation, biological process: protein polyubiquitination. Lineage: Eukaryota; Ciliophora; Oligohymenophorea; Peniculida; Parameciidae.
AUGUUUGCAGACCCAAAUGAGAUUUCAUUUUUGGAAGAAUGUUGUAAGUUUACACUUGAUCCGUCAAAAGCUGAUAAAUUAAUAUUUCUGCCUGAUACCUUCAAAUAAUACAUACAAGGAAGAACCAACAUAGUGAUUUCAUAAAAUUAGGAUAUUUUGGAGGCAUGCAUUUUGGAGAGACUGAAAUAUCCCCAAACAAACCCGUUUGUACUUCUGGUGUAAAUAAAGUAGAAUAUCGAGUACCUAAAAGGAAAACCUUGGUAUAGUACUCAUGAAAUCGGAAAUCUUAUUGGAGCGUUUACUAUCAUGGUUUAAAAUUACUUGAUGACUAUCCUUCAAUAUCCUGACUAGUUUUCACCCCAAAGGAAGAUAUCAGACAGAGAGUUGGAGUAGACUCAAGAUCUUUAAAAGUUAAUUGCUCGACUUUUUGACAUUUUUGAGACAAUAGGAUUUGAUUCAGAAAUACAUAGCCAAUUUAUACAAGUUGUUGGAGAGAGUUUUGGUGAAAAUAAGCUACACAUUCAAAUAAUCUAAUAUUCUAGAAAUUGCAUUUCAAAGUUUCAUGUGUACAAUGAUCAAUUGAAUCUCUACUUUGGAUUAUUCUAGCAUUAUUUAAAGGAGCCCUCAACCAGGGACUUAAUUUUCCAUGAUCAAAUAGCCAAAUGGAAUGUGAAUACGGAUAGGGGAGAUAUCUUAGAAAAAGAGUUUAUUUUAGGUCCUUUAUUUACAAUAUCAUUGCUAUAAGACAAUAGAUAUGUGAGAGAAAGGGCUCAUCAAAGUUUAAAAGUCAAGAUGACAAAGAGAUAAUUUGAACUUCUUCUUAAAUAGUAUUAAUAAACUAAUCAAAAUCAUGUGGAAAAUUUAGUAUCGCUGAUAAAAUUAUGUCUUUCUAGAAAUACAUUUUAAUAAACAAUACAAUUCUUCAAUCAUGUAUGUUUUUGCAAUAAGUUCAAAACUAAAGAAGGAUAUCAGCAGAAUAGAAUGAUGAACUUAAAGUAGAAUGUUUCCUCAGAUGGGUUCUUGCUCAAUAUAUAUGAUACUUUAUUAUUAUUAUCUAAUAAAAUAUCAGGUAGAACCGACGACACUUACACAAAAAUAGAUAAACAAUUUUGGUAUACUAUUCCAUUUGAGAAAGAGCAAAUGCUUUUAUCUUCCUCCAUACCAUUAAGCAAGUAGAAUAUUUAGAUUGGUAAUGUAAGUUAUCUAUUUUUCUAUACUCUAAAAUUUGUUCAAAUUGGCAUAAUUCCAGUUAUUUAAAGAAUGAAAGAUCUGUUAAAAUUGAUGCAAGAAAAAAAGGACCUCUUAGAAUUAAUGAAGGAUCAUCCUCAAGAAGGCUUGCUUAAAGAUGAAAUAGAGGCUUUGGAUGAGGAAGUUCAUUAACUAGAAUUAGUAAUUUUUAACCCUUCAAGAAUAAAAGAUACCGUUUAGUUAUUUGACACCUUCAUCUUUUUAUUUAAAAGUUGGUUAAAUCUUAAUAAAAUGGUUGAUGGUUAAACUUAAUGGUAGUAACCAGAUAUUUUAAAUUAUAUUCCAGAGUUUCUAAUUAAUGAUAUUAUAGAUUAUGUUGAUUUUUACAUGUAAAACUUUGAAGGUUUCACAGAGAAUUAUUUUAACCAUCAAAAAUUCAUUGCUUUAGCAGAACUUGGAAUGUACUUUAUUCAUUUGCCAAUUGCCACUAAUAAAUACUUAGCCGGAAAGUUUAUUGAGGUGAUUCUAUUCUUUACUAAAGUUACUAAAAAGUCAUUGAACCUAUCAUACAUUUUUGUUUAAAAUGAACUAAUAAGAGACAAUCUCCUUCUGGGAUUAAUGACUUAAUAUUCAGCAGUUGGAGAAACAGGAGCAAACAAUCAAUUUUAUGCUAAAUUUUAAUACAGAUUCUAUAUUAAUGAUAUUCUUUUCUAAUUAAUGUUACUACAGAUUUAUUAAACAUAAUUAAAGAAAUAUGUUAAAUGUGAACUAGGUCAGAGGUUGAUUAAGCUUAUGAUAAGUGAUAUGAAUUAUGGUUUUGAAGAGAUAUGGACUAAUUAUUUAGAAACCUAUAAAAAAAAACAAUUAGAUGUUCCAAAUACCUUCGAAUAAAAAUACAACAAAAAGAGAGAACUUGAUUUGAUUAAAUCACAGAUCCAAUCAAAUUUAUAGAAUAUGAAAUCCAAUUUGAAAUUAUUAGUUGAAUUUAGCAACCAUAUUCCAAAGGAUCUCAUGAAUGAAUUUUUCUAGGAGAUGAUAUUAAAAAUGAUUAAUUAUUAUCUUGAUAAUUUCUUGAAUGAAAGAAGUAAAGAGAAAUUAGAUUCCUUAAAAAAAAUUGCUGAAAAAGAUUUUAAAUUAGCAGUAUUUCUUUAACAGAUAGGCAUAUUUUUUACAAACAUUUGUGAUGAAAAAAAAGUAGUGAGUAUCCUUGUUAAAGACGACAGAUCCUAUCACAUUGAAAACUUUCAAAAGUUAGAAUAGAUCUUCAGAAACAAUAUUGCUGGAUAAUAAGACAAGGUUGAAAAAUUAAGUAGAUUUAUUCAAAGUUUGUAACUUAAAGAAGAAAAAAAAAAAUUCUUGGAGUCAAUUCUGGAAACGACUCAGAUUCCAGAAACAUUUUAAGAUCCUAUCUCUGGAGAAUUAAUGAGAGAUCCUGUUAUGUUGCCAUAAUCGAAAGAAAUAAUGGAUAGGAAAGUUAUAGUCACUGCAUUACUAGAAAAGAAAUAAGAUCCCUUCACAAAUACUCCUUUGGAUGCCAAAGAUCUGAUUCCUUAACCACAACUAAAAAAGGAGAUUGAAAUAUGGCUUGUUUAAAUCAAAAAAAAAAGAGACAUCAAAGUGCAAGAAGCUUAGAAGAGUAAGAUCCAAACUGAAAUUCAGUUUUAAUAAACUUAAAGCUUCAAAUUAUAGGAAGAGGAAGACGAUCUAAAUGUAUUUAAAGGGAAUAGAUAUGAAGAUGAUUGA